Messenger RNA from Paecilomyces variotii, 1395 nucleotides. RefSeq lists its product as hypothetical. The transcript has a single exon. The record is from RefSeq and is a predicted model, not a curated record. The coding region runs from base 290 to 1075 and encodes 261 amino acids. Lineage: Eukaryota; Fungi; Ascomycota; Eurotiomycetes; Eurotiales; Thermoascaceae.
AAGAUCAAGCUCUGGAUUAUGUGCAACUGCUAGUAUGAACUACGAGAAUACGGAGUGGCUAUUUUUAUACCUGACGACGGUCUCUCGCCGUCGUCAUCCUCCAUAACUUCUAAGUUCUGCCUGGAGACGGUCCCUGAGUUCUGCCCUGCCGAUCCGAUCUCCGCGUUUCGCCCUCGCAGUUCUGGAACUCCUCCUGACCUUGCAUCCAUCCAGAUCUUCAGAUCAAAAACACAUGAAACAAUCAGAUACCAUCGCGACAAGCUCAUUGUGAGCGUGCUAACUAUACGAGAUGGAGCCAUCACAGCAGAACCAGAGAAGUGAUCGGCCAGGCACUCCACCCCGCCCGCCAUACUCCCCCGUCACACCGGUUCUCGCGCAUAUCGCGCCUGUUCAAGGUUCAGCAUCGAUUGUUCCUCCUGAUAAUGCAAUUUCGCCCACGAAUACGAGGUUCAGUUUUAAUCAGGAUAUCCCGCCUGGCUACGGGGGUGGCGCAGCCUCUUCAUCCCGCCCACCUACGUUUGUGCCAGAGCCGGCGCCUGUGCCUAUAUCAGAGAGUGAGAACCCGGAUGCUAUUGCACUGCGGUCAGCUCUCACGGUCCUUCAACUGCAGAAACAGCAAAGUGUUCGAGACAUCCGUGCGCUGGAACAGAUAAAGAGAGCGGCUGGGGCGGAUCCGGAAGGCUUCGCGAGAGAGCUCGCAGCUGGUAAUCUAGUAUCCAAGGGACCAUCAGAGAGCAUCAUCAGUUUCACGGAUGAUGACGAUGAUGGUAAUGAGACAUCAGAAGCAGCAAAAGAUCAAAGUGACAAGAAAAGAUCCAACUUUGGAAAGAUCCCUCCGCCACAAAAUGUGGUCCGUAUGCCUCCGAUCAACUGGGCCAAGUACCAGAUCGUCGGGGAACCACUCGACAAACUCCACGAAGAGCAGCAGCGCCGUCCAUCUCCGGGAGAACCUAGACGAGAAGAGCCCGUACAAAGAGCUCCAGAGCAUGUGCUGGCAGCCCCUUACAGACCUUUGGUCGAUAAAAUAGAAACACCUGCCAAAGUACGCGCUGGUAGCAAAGCAAAAAAGACAUGAAUGAGACUGGAGAUUCACAUUUCUUAACUCAAACUAAUAGGAGGAAUCAUCUCGGUAAAAUCAUCUUGUGGCACAGCCAAAUCAUCGUUCGUCAGUCAUCAGUCGUCGCUUCGUCCUACGAGGACGGUUGUCAAAUCUCAAAUCAUGGACACAAGGGCUUCCAAGCUCCGGAUCCUAAGUUCUAGAAUCAACCUCAUACCACAUCUGCCAGUCCAGUCUUAUUUCCUGUCCACAUCGCAUGUGGUUUAUCCAAACAUGACUCUCUGAAGCCUCUCGUGGGCCUUCACAACUUUCUCAAAGUCCGACGCAUGUUCAUCUCC